This is a messenger RNA of Belonocnema kinseyi, 801 nucleotides long. Its product is annotated as zinc finger protein 98-like. The record is from RefSeq and is a predicted model, not a curated record. Gene Ontology annotation, biological process: regulation of DNA-templated transcription. Gene Ontology annotation, molecular function: DNA-binding transcription factor activity, RNA polymerase II-specific; RNA polymerase II cis-regulatory region sequence-specific DNA binding. Lineage: Eukaryota; Metazoa; Arthropoda; Insecta; Hymenoptera; Cynipidae. The transcript has 3 exons. Bases 1 to 729 code for a protein of 242 amino acids.
AUGCUACAGGAUAAGGAUCAAAAUCAUCAACAUAGUGCUUCAAGUAAAACUAAAAGUUUACAAAGGGUUUCGAAAAUAUCAGCAGACAAACUAGUUGGUGAACCGUUUUCUGUUCUUCGCAGCACUGAAUUUUCGAAAUUUAAAACUGUUUUUGUAAAACAAGAGGAGGAAGAGCAUAAUCUUAUUUAUGGAGGAAUGCAAAUAGAUAAAAACUCUAUAACCACUGAAAUUUCUUCUGCCAAUAAUUUUAGAGCCAAAGAUUUAUCUUGCCUAAUUGAAUACGACAAUGACGAAUCUUUAGAUAUCAAGGAAGAAAUAAUCCAAGAUCAAGCGAAAGUCACAGGCCAGAAAUAUGAUGACAAAUAUGAGCGGAAGAAAAAGAAGCAGGGAAUUAAGAUUUUAAAUCAUAAACCAGAAAAUGAAUACAAAAAACGCGAUACCGUGCCACUUUUCGGGUGUAAAUUCUGCGGCAAACAAUUUACGCGAACACAUUACUUGAGUCGACACGUAAAACGAGUACAUCUUAAAUCAAACACACAAACAUCGAAAUCCACCUAUAAAUGCGACAAAUGUUCUCGAAGUUACAAUUGGCCAUAUGGUUUAAAACGACAUAAACUUUUAGAACAUGGGUCUGUUACACCGCAAUUCACUUGCGAUAUUUGCGAAUUCAAAACUAAACGCAAAGAUACCUUGUCAUUUCAUAUUAUUUCAAAACAUCUCAAUAAGUAAUAACUGUUAUGCACUCGAAAUUUCCAUCUUUAGGAAAUUUCUCAUACCAAUUUAAAAAACUAUUUUCUGAAU